Molecule: messenger RNA, 938 nt
Organism: Camelina sativa (false flax)
Lineage: Eukaryota; Viridiplantae; Streptophyta; Magnoliopsida; Brassicales; Brassicaceae
Source: RefSeq, a predicted model, not a curated record
GAUUGUCGCAAGGCUAUUCAGCUUGUCCACAAUUCCGUCAAGGCCCACUACAUGCUAGGGCUUGCAUUAUUGCAGAAGAAGGAAUAUACCAGUGGAGUCAAAGAGUUGCAAAGGGCUUUAGAUCUUGGAAGAGGAGCGGAUCCAACAGGAUACAUGGUAGAAGAUAUAUGGGAAGAGCUUUCUAAAGCAAAAUACAUGGAGUGGGAACUGCUUUCUGCAAGGCGCUCGUGGGAAUUGAAUAGUUUGAAGGAAACUUGUGAGGCUGCUCUAAAUCAACAACGUGCUUUAGAUAUGUGUCGAACAGAAGAAGAAGAAGAGACAAAAGAGUCCUCUCAAGAAGCCUACAUUGCCCAUACUGAGCGUUUGAAAUCUCUUGAACGUGUGUUUGAGAAGGCUGCGGAAGAAGAUAAACCAUCUGAGGUGCCAGAUUAUUUGUGUUGCAACAUAACUCUUGAGAUAUUCCGAGAUCCUGUAAUAUCUCCAAGUGGGGUUACAUAUGAAAGAGCAGCGAUCCUUGAACAUCUCAUGAAGGUGGGGAAGUUUGAUCCUAUAACGCGUGAAAAACUUGAGCCGUCCAAGCUCGUUCCAAAUCUAGCUAUAAAAGAGGCAGUGGCUGCUUAUCUAGAAAAACACGUCUGGGCUUACAAGAUUGGUUGCUGAUCAAAUGAGGAUUCACAUGCACAAUGACUGAGAACGAGGCUAGCUACUUGAUGAAAGAAGAACAUAUCAGAUGUGUUUUAAUUUUAUUUUUCUUAGCUGAUGUUUUCAAGUGUAAGAUUCUCUGCCGUGUAUAUAUAUACAAUGUUUUUUGUGCACCCUGCACACAUUGGGCGUUAGGCUUAGCCUAUACACACAUUGAGGAAAGUCCAAACAAAAUUAUAAUGUAGUUCCUCUACAGUGUCAUUCUCCAGAUUUGUUGCUCCGUGUUAAAAGGAUAA